Messenger RNA from Cydia splendana, 1188 nucleotides. RefSeq lists its product as uncharacterized. The record is from RefSeq and is a predicted model, not a curated record. The coding region runs from base 64 to 1167 and encodes 367 amino acids. The transcript has 2 exons. Lineage: Eukaryota; Metazoa; Arthropoda; Insecta; Lepidoptera; Tortricidae.
UGAAAGGCAAUGAAUUUGUGCAGCUACCGUGACAGGUAAACAUGAGUUAUUUCUUUCACUACGAUGCCAAGCUUAAAGACACAUAUCGUUUUGAUAUGUGUACUCGCUGGUUAUAUUAUAACCGUUGAAUGCCGGAAUGUCGUAAAAGAUUCCUAUAAAAAUAGUCCAGAUAUUAAUCUUAAAAAAACACUAAACUCACACUCGGCUAUUACCAAUUGGUUGAAUAAUCUUCUAACGAAAGGAAAACUGAAAAACAUAGGAAAACAAAAUGCAAUAAAGGCACUAAUAACAAAACUAAAUAAGAACGGAAAAGGCAAUAAAAAACGAUGGUCCAAACGCAAUUUGCGUAAUGGUAUAGAAGUGCAAGAAUUUCUACAUAAGCUAAAUAACUUUAUUAACCAAAAUACGCAUAAUGCGUACUACGAGAAACGUAGCGAUUGUAAUUUUGGUUUCGGUAAACCUUCGAAAGCAUGCAAAAGACACAAGUCCAGACGGAACGCAGUGAAAAAAUCUAAAAAGGCGCGAAAUAAUAAAGAAAAAGACUAUAAUAACUACAAGCAACACAUGGUUGUAGAAAGAUCGAGAUAUAGAUCAAGUGCAAGUGAAAACGAGACACCACUUGAAAGGCAAAUGUCUCGCUUUAAGAUCGUUGAUAAUAAACAUAAAAAAGUAAGUAAAAAAAGUUCAGAAUCUGAAGACCAAUCGAGAGAAGCAUAUUCAGAUGAAUCUGACGAUAGAUCAAAUGAAUCUGAUGAAAAACCAAAUGAAUCUUAUGAAAAACCAAAUGAAUCUUAUGAAAAACAUUAUCAAUCUGAUGAUAAACCAAAUACAUUUCAGGAUUCAAAUUCUGAUGCAGAUACAGACGCUACCGUUGAAAAUAAUCAACAUACGGAAAACUCUGAUGAAAGCGCAAAUGAAAAUACAGAACGAGAAUCAUCUAUAAAACAUCCAGACACUGAGUAUAUGUAUUUACAAGGUACUAGAUUACAAAAACCUGAUUUCAGGGCAGGCCGAGGAUUUAAACGUGCUAGGAGACAUGAUAGACUGCCAUACUUUUUACCAAAGCGUUUCAAGUGGGACGAUGAUAUGAUUCACCAUUUAGACACUUACUGGAAAGCUGGGAUUAACGCGUAUGACUCAAGCAAGAAGUAUCGUUAUUGGCAUUAAGGGAUAAACGAAAUAAAUACC